Messenger RNA from Triticum dicoccoides, 1858 nucleotides. Its product is annotated as choline/ethanolaminephosphotransferase 1-like. Gene Ontology annotation, cellular component: membrane. Bases 337 to 1356 code for a protein of 339 amino acids. Gene Ontology annotation, biological process: phospholipid biosynthetic process. Gene Ontology annotation, molecular function: phosphotransferase activity, for other substituted phosphate groups. The record is from RefSeq and is a predicted model, not a curated record. Lineage: Eukaryota; Viridiplantae; Streptophyta; Magnoliopsida; Poales; Poaceae. The transcript is spliced from 17 exons.
CACGCCAUCGGAUUCCCGACUCCCCUCUCCGCCUCCCUCACCGAUCUCGCCUCGCCAAGCCCACCAACCGGCUCACGCCGCAUCGCAUCGCGAUCCAGCGUUCCUCUCGAGCCUUCCCAUCCAGAGCCCUCCCAAACCCCUCCGCCGACCCCCCGAGCCCCCGCCCGCCGCCGCCGCCGCCGCGCCGGAGAUGGUGUACAUCGGCGCGCACGGCGUGGAGACGCUGAAGCGCUACAGGUACAGCGGCCAGGACCACUCGGUGGUGGCCAAGUACGUGCUGCAGCCCUUCUGGAGCCGCUGCGUCACCCUCUUCCCGCUCUGGAUGCCAUCACACUCAUGGGAUUUAUGUUUCUACUUACAUCUUCGCUGCUUAGCUAUAUUUAUUCACCCCACCUUGACACAGCUCCCCCUCGGUGGGUCCAUCUUGCCCAUGGAAUACUUCUCUUCUUGUACCAGACUUUUGAUGCCGUUGAUGGUAAACAAGCAAGGCGCACCAGCUCAUCAAGUCCUCUAGGAGAACUUUUUGAUCAUGGAUGUGAUGCCCUUGCCUGCGCUUUUGAAGCCUUGGCCCUUGGAAGCACCUUGAUGUGUGGAAGGUUGACAUUCUGUUACUGGGUGGUUGCUGCUGUCCCAUUUUAUCUGGCAACAUGGGAACACUACUUUACAAAUACUCUUAUUCUUCCUGUAAUAAAUGGACCAACGGAAGGCCUGAUGCUGAUCUAUGUCUCCCACCUUUUUACCUUUUUUACUGGUGCUGAAUGGUGGGCGCAAGAUUUUCGGAAAUCCCUCCCUCUUAUUAGUUUGGUUCCACUUCCAUUUGUUCCAGAAAUCCCCUUAUAUGUUAUCGUGCUGAUUCUGAUGAUCACGUUUGCUGUAAUCCCAACAGUUGGAUCCAAUAUUGGUAAUGUCCAAAAAGUUGUUGAUGCACGGAAAGGGAGCAUGGAAUUAGCAUUGGCAAUGCUCCUUCCAUUUAUUGCGCUGUUGGCUGGAGUUGCUGUCUGGUGUUAUCUCUCUCCUUCAGAUAUCAUGAGGAACCAGCCACAUCUGCUUGUGAUCGGAACUGGUUCUGCCUUUGGAUAUUUGGUUGGAAGGAUGAUACUUGCUCAUUUAUGUGACGAGCCCAAAGGUCUAAAAACAGGAAUGUGCAUGGCUCUGGUGUUUCUUCCAUUUGCUAUUGCAAAUGCUCUCACCGCCAAGAUUAACAAUGGGACCCCUUUGGCUGAUGAGCUUUUGGUUAUUCUUCUGUACUGUGCAACCUCAGUGGGUCUUUACAUGCAUCUUGCCAUUUCGGUUUGUCAUGAAAUCAAGGAUGCUCUUGGAAUCUAUUGCUUCAGGAUAGCCAGAAAAGAGGCUUGAAUUUGCCUGAAUCCCUACGUAGCAUUUGAAGCAUUCUGCCUUCCAGACAUUGUCCGUCUGCAUUCACAAGUCUUAACAUUACAACAACGUAUAGCCAUGGAUGCUCAACGAAUCCUGUCAUUGGAACUCCAUGGCCACCGGUUAUUCAUCAUGCUAAAUGCAGAUAUGCAGAUAGAUAUAUCUUGUGUGGACUGUAAUGCAGAUUUGUGUUAAGUAGCAUAUGUACAUGUGGUGCGGUCGGUGUAAUGUACGUCAUGGGUAGGGAAGCGGUAGCUUUCUUAACUUAAACUAGAUGGUGGGAUGACCGAUGUUUCUAAGAUUGUGUUCCAAGAGAAUUCUUUUGUGGGGUGCAAAGCCUAGUCUCGCCAAAGUUUUUCUUUUUUCUUUUGAGAGGAGUUGAUUACCGUAUAGCAAAUGUAAUUUUGGGUGGUGCGAGCCGUCUUGUGAAACUAAUUUACAUGGCUUGUAGGUUUCCUUUUAGAACAAGUUUAGUAAUGCCAUA